GUGUCGCGGCGUUGGCGCGUGUGUCGCCCUGUUGGGGUUCUUGGGUUACUUCUGUCCCGGGUGAAUUUUUCGGGCCGGGACUCCCUUCAGACUUAAGGAUGAAGGCGAGAAGAAAUAAAAAACAGGUCCCAAGCUUUCGGAAGUUGCUAAAAACUAGUAAAGUCAAACUUGAAAACAAGCUAAAAAAUAAGCAGUUUAAACAACAAAGCACUCUCAAGAAGUACCGAAAAGAACAGAGGAAACUAAGACAAGCUGUAAAAGAUGCUGUGUCUAAGAAACCGAUUCCGUUGGAGGACCCAAAGGAAAAACGACCAGGUAAAAGGAUUGAAAGGGAAGAGGAGGAAGAAGAGGAAGCCCUUCCUUUAGAUAUGAUGGAUGAAGAUGACUUACAGUUGAUGAAGGAUUUAGGACAAAGAGCAUCUUUUUUAACGAGAGAUCUUUCUUCUAGUGACCCUGUUCACGCCAAGAAACGAAAGCAUGAGCACAUUAUAGAAAAAUAUGAAAAAAUACCAAGAACUCUGCAAACUGCACCAGAGAAGGAAUUGAUUCAAUUGCUUCCUAUCAAAGAUAAAAGUGGUAUAAUCCCACAGACCAGGGAGAAGCCAGUUAUUGACAGUAACCAAGAUGAAGAGGAUCAAGAAGAGGUGGAACUUGAAGAAGAGGUAAUUGAAGAUCCCAUUCGAGAGCUGACAUUAGAAGAACAUUUAAUUGAUAGAAAGAAGAAACUACAAGAGAAAAAAAUGCAUAUUGCAGCCUUGGCAUCUGCCAUAUUAUCAGAUCCAGAAAGUAAUAUUAAAAAAUUGAAAGAGUUGCGUUCCAUGUUGAUGGAACAGGAUCCUGAUGUGGCUGUUACUGUUCGAAAGCUGGUGAUAGUUUCCCUGAUGGAGUUAUUUAAAGACAUUACUCCUUCAUAUAAAAUACGACCCCUAACAGAAGCAGAAAAAUCUACCAAGAUGCGCAAAGAAACCCAAAAGUUAAGAGAAUUUGAGGAAGGCCUGGUUAGCCAAUAUAAAUUUUAUUUGGAAAAUCUGGAGCAAAUGGUUAAAGACUGGAAGCAAAGGAAGCUGAAGAAAAGUAAUGUAGUUUCCUUAAAGGCAUACAAAGGACUGGCAGAAGUGGCUGUGAAGAGCCUCUGUGAGCUGUUGGUGGCACUGCCUCAUUUCAACUUUCACAACAACAUCAUUGUAUUGAUUGUCCCUCUCAUGAAUGACGUGUCAAAACUGGUAUCUGAAAUGUGUUGUGAGGCAGUAAAGAAACUCUUUAAACAAGAUAAAGUAGGCCAAGCUUCCCUUGGCGUAAUUAAAGUGAUUUCUGGUUUUGUGAAGGGCAGAAAUUAUGAAGUUAGGCCGGAGAUGUUAAAAACAUUCUUGUGCCUGAGAAUCAAGGAAAUAGAAGUGAAAAAAGAUACAGAGGACAUUAAUAAACCAAAAAAGUUCAUGACUUUCAAGGAAAAGAGAAAAACUCUAUCAAGAAUGCAGAGAAAGUGGAAAAAAGCAGAAGAGAAACUAGAGCGAGAGCUUCGGGAGGCAGAAGCUUCAGAGAGUACUGAGAAAAAACUUAAACUGCACACGGAGACUUUGAAUAUUGUGUUUGUAACCUACUUCAGAAUAUUGAAGAAAGCCCAGAGGUCACCUCUCCUGCCAGCAGUUCUAGAAGGUCUUGCCAAGUUUGCUCACCUUAUAAAUGUGGAGUUUUUUGAUGACUUGUUAGUAGUUCUACAUACUCUCAUUGAAUCUGGUGACCUAAGCUAUCAAGAAAGUCUUCACUGUGUCCAGACUGCUUUUCAUAUUCUUUCUGGGCAAGGUGAUGUUCUGAAUAUUGAUCCAAUGAAAUUCUAUACACAUCUUUACAAAACACUGUUCAAGUUACAUGCAGGUGCUACCAAUGAAGGUGUUGAGAUUGUCCUCCAGUGUCUUGAUGUCAUGCUAACUAAGCGAAGAAAGCAAGUAUCUCAGCAGCGAGCCCUUGCCUUCAUUAAACGUCUUUGUACCCUUGCUCUUCAUGUUCUUCCAAAUUCAAGCAUUGGCAUUUUAGCAACUAACAGAAUAUUAAUGCAUACUUUCCCCAAAACAGAUCUGUUGCUUGACAGUGAAUCUCAGGGAAGUGGGGUUUUCCUUCCUGAGCUGGAUGAACCCGAGUACUGUAAUGCUCAGAACACUGCUCUUUGGGAAUUGCAUGCACUACGGAGACAUUACCAUCCCAUAGUGCAGAGAUUUGCAGCCCACCUCAUGGCUGGAGCACCUUCUGAGGGUUCUGAAGCACUCAAACCAGAGUUGAGCCGAAGAUCUGCUGCAGAACUUUUUGAGACUUAUAGCAUGGCAGCAAUGACAUUCAAUCCUCCUGUUGAAUCUUCAAACUCCAAAAGGAAGGAUAAAGUUUUACAAAGAGACUCAUUUUUGGAUGAAGAUUUAAAUCAGCUAAUCAAAAGACAUUGCAAUGAAGUUGCUACUCACUUGCCUCUGGAUUUCACCAAAUAUUUGGAAUCAUCACCACAGUAGUAGAAGAAAGAAGAAUCAGGGGACUUGGUUGUAUAUUUGUGUGUGUGUGUGUGCGUGCGCACACACAAAUGCACAUAAAGAUAUAUUGUUAAUUUAGGACCUUCUCUUUUUAUACAAGGGAAACGUCCUAAGAAAAUUAACAGAGGGGGGCCAGCCUCGUGGCUUAGCGGUUAAGUACGCGUGUUCCGUUGCUGGCGGUCCGGGUUCGGAACCCCGGGCGCACACCGACGCACCGCUUCUCCGGCCAUGCUGAGGCCGAGUCCCACAUACAGCAACUAGAAGGAUGUGCAACUAUGACAUACAACUAUCUACUGGGGCUUUGGGGGGAAAAAUAAAUAAAUAAAGUUUAAAAAAAAAAAAAAAAAAGAAAAUUAACAGAGGAGGAAGAAUUACCCUUUGUGUGGCACAGGGUUCUGCCCUAAUUUUGAAAAUGUCAUUUCAUUAAGAAAGAUAAUCUAAAGCCUUUCCUCUCCUCCUAAUAUUUGGGAAUUUCUUUCUUAAUGAUGUUGCCUUUUUAAACUUAAUAUACAUAUUAAAUUAUAGUUUUUAAAAAAUCUUCUGACUGAACUUAUUGAAAUGCAGUUGCUAGAUUAAAAUGAGAGCAUAGAGCACAGAAAAAUCAAGACUGUGAGGUUGCUUUUUACCGCUAAGCUACUGUGUAUAACCAAAUACUCUUUAUAACCAAAUAAAUAUGUUUUUAUUGUAACCAUAGGUGGAAGUGAGAAAAAUUCUAAAUUUGAGUGAGUAUAUUUUUAUGAAGAUUUUUGAGAACAGAAAAAGUAGCUUGAAAUUUGAUACCAGGUUCAUUGGCUCUUGCUGGAUAAUACACUUCAAGAAGGAAGGUAAUCUGGCCUUUUAAAAAAAGAAUGACUGUUCAUUAUGGCUACUUUCAAAGAAAGUUUGAACGUGAUUCUGAUCUCUUCAAAGUUCUUCACAUUUUCUGACAUGUUCUGGAGAGUGAUGGGGGAAGAAUUGCUCCCAGGUGGAAAAACCAAGUCUGAGACUUUACCAUCCUGUUUUAAGGAUAUAGGCUAUCCAGUGAAGGGCCUUUUUAAAAAAAUACAGAUAAAAUGCCUAUUAUGAAUGUAAUUAAAUAGCAGUAUUUUAUGUAACAGCCAUUGCCAUAUUCUAAGAAUGACCUAUGAAUUGGUGUUUUACUGACCAGGUAAUAAAUAUUUCCACUGUGAACAGUUGAAUAAAACAACUACUUUUUUCUCUUUCCUAUUCUUGUGAUAUAAGAAUUUUAAAAAAUGCACAGCAAUCCAGCCAAAUAAAUAGGUCUCUUAUUUCUUCAGA
Messenger RNA from Diceros bicornis minor, 3794 nucleotides. It is a transcript of the gene NOC3L, whose product is annotated as NOC3 like DNA replication regulator. The transcript has 21 exons. Gene Ontology annotation, molecular function: chromatin binding. Gene Ontology annotation, biological process: DNA replication initiation. The record is from RefSeq and is a predicted model, not a curated record. NCBI's taxonomy places the organism in Eukaryota, Metazoa, Chordata, Mammalia, Perissodactyla, Rhinocerotidae. Gene Ontology annotation, cellular component: nucleolus. The coding region runs from base 99 to 2498 and encodes 799 amino acids.